Aspergillus japonicus CBS 114.51 is the source of this 1107-nucleotide messenger RNA. Its product is annotated as NAD(P)-dependent alcohol dehydrogenase. Bases 22 to 1107 code for a protein of 361 amino acids. NCBI's taxonomy places the organism in Eukaryota, Fungi, Ascomycota, Eurotiomycetes, Eurotiales, Aspergillaceae. The record is from RefSeq and is a predicted model, not a curated record. Gene Ontology annotation, biological process: alcohol metabolic process. Gene Ontology annotation, molecular function: zinc ion binding; alcohol dehydrogenase (NADP+) activity. The transcript has 3 exons.
CAUCCCAUCACAUCAUUCGCAAUGGCUUCCACCGAUUACAAGUUUGAGGGCUGGAUGGCUCUCGAGCCCAAGGCCGCCGAGGGCAACAUGGUCUGGCAGGAGUUCGAGCCCAAGCCCUGGGAGGAGACCGAUAUCGACAUCAAGAUCACCCACUGCGGUAUCUGCGGUUCUGACAUGCACACCUUGAGAAGCGGCUGGGGUCCCACCAACUACCCUUGCUGUGUCGGUCACGAGAUCGUCGGUGUUGCCGUCCGCGUCGGCUCCAAGGUCGAGGGUGGCAUCAAGGUUGGAGACCGUGUCGGUGUUGGUGCUCAGAGCGAGUCCUGCAUGGGCCGCAACGGCGACUGUGAGGCUUGUGCCUCUGGUCUCGAGCAGUACUGCCCCAAGUCUAUGGUUGGCACGUACAACGGCGUGUACGCCAACGGCGGCAAGUCGUACGGUGGAUAUGCCACCUACAACCGCGUUCCUUCCCGCUUCGCUGUCAAGAUCCCCGAUGCCAUCCCCUCCGCCGUCGCUGCUCCCAUGCUUUGCGGUGGUAUCACCACUUACUCCCCCCUGAAGCACUUCGGCUGCGGCCCCGGCAAGCGCGUCGGUAUCAUCGGUGUUGGUGGUCUCGGCCACUUCGGUAUCAUGUUCGCCAAGGCCCUCGGUGCCGACAAGGUCGUUGCCAUCUCCCGCAAGGCCAACAAGAAAGAGGAUGCUCUGAAGCUCGGAGCUGAUGCCUACAUCGCUACCGAUGAGGACUCCGAGUGGGCUCAGAAGAACUCUCGCUCCCUCGACCUGAUCAUCUCCACCGUUUCUUCCUCCAAGAUGCCCAUCACCGACUACGUCCAGCUGCUCGACCGCGACGGUGCUUUCGUUCAGCUCGGUGUCCCCGAGGACGGUUCCCUCUCCAUUCCCGCCCCUGCUCUGAUCUUCAAGCGUGUCAAGUUCAGCGGCUCCCUCAUCGGCUCUCCCAGCGAGAUCCGCGAGAUGCUCGAGUUGGCCGCGGAGAAGAACGUCCGCACUUGGGUCGAGGAGCGUCCCAUGAAGGAUGCCAACACUGCCAUUGUCGACAUGGAUGCUGGCAAGGCCAGAUUCCGUUACGUUCUCUGCAACGAGCAGUAG